Messenger RNA from Myxozyma melibiosi, 1817 nucleotides. Its product is annotated as putative AAA family ATPase Rvb2/Reptin. The record is from RefSeq and is a predicted model, not a curated record. The transcript is spliced from 3 exons. Gene Ontology annotation, cellular component: R2TP complex; Ino80 complex; NuA4 histone acetyltransferase complex. The coding region runs from base 291 to 1742 and encodes 483 amino acids. NCBI's taxonomy places the organism in Eukaryota, Fungi, Ascomycota, Lipomycetes, Lipomycetales, Lipomycetaceae. Gene Ontology annotation, biological process: chromatin remodeling; regulation of transcription by RNA polymerase II; box C/D snoRNP assembly. Gene Ontology annotation, molecular function: ATP hydrolysis activity; DNA helicase activity; ATP binding.
GGAAGAAUGAGCAGAUAAAUAAACUAUGCGCUUUCAUUGUCCAGGUUUGGUGAAGGCAGAGCAGCGGUACAGAUAUUACUUAAUACUGAGAGUUACGCUCCCACCUCCUCGCGCCUCUCGAAAAUUAUUAUUCGAGACUCUCUCAUAUCUAGAUCAACAUACCAAAUCCGCAGCUAUUUGUUGCAUCUUUAUCUACGAGAUCGGUUCAUUUAUCUGAUAGUUUAAGAGCACAACUGCAUUUGACCUGUUUUUCCCGUUUCAGCGAACGAUUAUAUCUAUUUUAGAUCAAAAUGGCACUCUCAAGCAUAGCGCAGGCCAAAGAGCUCCGAGGCCUCGGACUAGUUGCCUCGCAUUCACACAUCACAGGCUUGGGCCUGGAGAGCGAGACUUCUCUAACCCCGCGCCCGUCAUCGCAAGGAAUGGUCGGCCAGUUGAAAGCGCGUAAGGCAGCCGCUGUGAUCUUGCAGAUGAUCAAAGAGGGUCGAAUCGCAGGACGGGCAGUUUUAGUAGCAGGUCCUCCUUCCACGGGAAAGACUGCUAUUGCGAUGGGAAUUGCGCAGAGUUUGGGUGAGGAUGUGCCGUUCACUAUGGUUGCUGGAUCAGAGAUUUUCAGUUUGGAGAUGAGCAAAACAGAGGCCUUGACCCAGGCAUUCCGUAAAUCCAUCGGCGUGCGAAUCAAAGAGGAGAGCGAAAUCAUUGAGGGCGAGGUCGUUGAAAUUCAAAUCGAUCGAUCGGUGACGGGGGGCAACAAACAAGGAAAGUUGACUGUGAAGACGACAGAUAUGGAGACAGUCUACGAUCUUGGAACGAAAAUGAUAGACGCGUUGAGCAAAGAAAAGGUGCUGGCCGGUGAUGUUAUUACUAUCGACAAAGCUUCAGGCACAAUUUCAAAACUCGGCCGCUCAUAUGCUCGUGCCCGUGAUUACGACGCUAUGGGUGCCGACACCAAGUUCGUUCAGUGCCCUGAGGGUGAGAUUCAAAAGCGCAAGGAGACCGUUCAUACUGUGUCGCUACAUGAGAUCGAUGUGAUCAACUCGCGCACACAAGGAUUCUUGGCUCUCUUCUCUGGCGAUACCGGUGAGAUUCGCUCGGAGGUCCGAGAUCAGAUCAACAGCAAGGUUGGCGAGUGGAGGGAAGAGGGCAAGGCUGAGAUCUGCCCGGGUGUUUUGUUCAUUGAUGAAGUUCACAUGCUCGACAUCGAAUGUUUCUCGUACAUCAACCGUGCUUUGGAAGACGACCUGGCCCCUAUUGUCAUCAUGGCUACCAACCGCGGAAUAUCACGCACUCGCGGCACGAACUACAAAUCGCCUCACGGAUUGCCAGCCGAUCUUCUUGACCGUGUGAUCAUCAUCUCGACUUCCCCUUACUCACCCGAGGAGAUCACCGAUAUUCUCUCUAUCCGAGCAUCGGAAGAGGAGGUCGAGCUGUCUCCUGACGCGCUUGCGAUUCUCUCAAAAAUUGGCUGCGAAACCUCGCUCAGAUACGCAGCGAACCUGAUUGCUGUCUCACACCUGAUUGCCGCGAGACGUAAGUCGUCCACGGUCGAUGUCGAUGACGUCAAGCGCGCAUAUGACUUGUUUUUGGAUAAGGAGCGCAGUGUCAACUAUCUAUCGCAAUUUUCGGAUAGAUAUAUCGGAGAUAACGGAGCAGUGACUUUGGGUGGAGCGGGUCCCGCACCUGUAGCAGAUGCUCCUAUCGUCCCGGCUGUGACGACUGCCAACGAUGCUAUGGAUUUGUCUUAAUCAAAAUUGGGCUGUAGGAGAGGAGGAGACUAUGUAUUUUUACCGCACGUUUACAAUUAAGGAAUCAUCAAGAAU